GCAGACUCGCUUGGGUCAGGGCUGCAGAGGCGGUGGUGGUGACUGUGGCGGUGGCAGCGACAGCAGCAGUGACGGCGGCGGUAGCUGUGGUGCAACAUACCCGGCGCGCGGCCGUCGGUGGGUCCCGAGCCCCGAGUCCGAGCCGGAGCUGCAGCCGCCGCCGCCGCCCGACCCUUGAUGUCAGCGGCCUGAACUAGCGAGCGAGGAGAGGCGAGCGGGCGCCGCGGUCUAGCCCUGCCCUUCCCUGCUCGUGCCCCCAGCCCCGACUACCUCCUCUCCCCCUCAGCCACCAUGUGCUCCAGCCUCUGGUUCCUGACUGACCGAAGGAUUCGUGAGGACUACCCGCAGGUGCAGAUACUGCGCGCCCUCCGGCAGCGCUGCUCCGAACAGGACGUGCGCUUCAGGGCCGUACUCAUGGACCAGAUCGCCGUCACCGUCGUCGGCGGCCACCUCGGCUUGCAGGUGAACCAGAAGGCUUUGACAACAUUCCCAGAUGUGGUCCUUGUACGGGUGCCCACACCUUCGGUGCAGUCGGACAGUGACAUCACUGUCUUGAGACACCUGGAGAAGCUAGGCUGCCGCCUGGUCAACCGCCCCCAGAGCAUUCUGAACUGCAUCAACAAGUUUUGGACAUUCCAAGAGCUGGCUGGACAUGGGGUCCCCAUGCCAGACACGUUUUCCUACGGCGGUCAUGAAGACUUUGCCAAGAUGAUUGAUGAAGCUGAGCCCCUGGGGUACCCUGUGGUGGUGAAGAGUACUCGAGGACAUCGAGGAAAAGCCGUUUUCCUCGCCAGAGAUAAACAUCAUUUAUCAGACAUCUGCCACCUGGUCCGUCACGAUGUUCCCUACCUGUUCCAGAAAUAUGUGAAGGAAUCUCACGGCAAGGAUAUCCGUGUGGUGGUGGUGGGCGGCCACGUCAUUGGCUCCAUGCUCCGCUGCUCCACCGACGGGCGGAUGCAGAGUAACUGCUCCUUAGGCGGUGUGGGUGUCAUGUGUCCACUCACUGAGCAAGGCAAACAGCUGGCCAUUCAGGUGUCCAACAUCUUGGGCAUGGAUUUCUGCGGGAUUGACCUUCUCAUCAUGGAUGAUGGCUCCUUUGUGGUGUGCGAGGCAAAUGCCAACGUGGGCUUUGUGGCAUUCGACCAGGCGUGCAACCUAGAUGUGGGGGGGAUCAUCGCUGACUACACCAUGUCCCUGCUCCCCCGCCGGCUGACCGGGAAGAUGGCCCUUCUCCCAGGAGUGUCUAGCGCUGUGGAGAAGAGCGAGCCUGAAGGACCUGCCUCUGCCCAGGCUGGCCCAGAAAGCAUUUACAUCACCAAUGGUGGCUCUACAUCCAGUGAGAGCGAACCAGAGCUGGGAGAAAUCAGGGAUUCUUUGGCAAACACGGCCAGGGCCCAACCCCCUUCACUGCCAGGCCCCAGCUACAAUAUUAACAACAUGAUUGCCUCUGAAUUAAAACUUAAAUGAAUUCAGCUUUUGGAUAACAUUUAAACCAAAUCCUGCUGCUUCCCUGAUAGUUUUGAAUGAAUAAGAUCUUGACUAAUGUGUGUUCAUUUGCACAGAAAAUAGCAAUCCCAUCUGGGCACUUACUCACUUUACAGUAUUCUUUCUAAUGAUUUAAGAAAAUUGCUUGGCUUUGUGGUUUGUACAAAGACUAAUCUUAAGGAUGCUCACAAAGAAUAACAUCCCAGCCGGUGAAGUUGAUCUUGGUUCCUGGGUUAUGGACACUCGGCUAUUAAGUGCUCGCAGCCGACUGCCAGGCAUUGAAUCUCUCUGCCACUGUAGUCUGCAUGUUUCCAUCUCUCCAUCAGAGCCCAGUCAUUCAGAGCUGCUUGUAGAGAUAUUUGAAAGCUUCCAAGAGAUCAAGGCAAUCGCCAGCCGAGAGCUGUGGAAUCCAGAUGCCAUAAUGAGCUCUCUUCUGUUAAUGGCCAUUCAAUGCUCAGAGGAUACCCGCUUCCAGCACCGCACUAGCGAACCCGUCCCUCCACUUCCCACUGAUCAACAGCUUGGCUUCAUUGUGACCUGUUUCUCUUGUCACUCAGGAUUCAGUGAUUGGGAAGCAUCUCCAUUGACACUUUCAAAGGAAGCACUUUGUAGGAAGUGGAAUCUGAUCUGUUCUGGGCUUUGUCUCCAUUAGGGCCAAGAAACACCAGGAGCUUCUUUGUAAACAGAGCCCAUCCUACAGAGUGCUUUGUUGUUUCCAUCACAAAAUGGAAAGAUGUGCUUUAGUGAUGCCCCUGGAGCCUCUCCCAAUCUACUCCUCCUCCUGGCCUCUCUUCCCCAGCCACCUUUUUGUUUCAGUUGGAAAUGCAUUUCAUUGAGCCAAGGGGCAUAUGCUUUCUUUUCUUCUCCUUUUAAUCCUUCCCCAUUUCUCUCCAGCCACUCUCUGGAAUUAGGUGUGGUAGGUGAAAUCAUUUAGAGGGAUAGCAUAGUUGACAUCUGGAGAAUAAGCGUGGCUCCUCCAUGUUGAAGGAUCCAUAAUUUGGUGUGGUGUGGGUGGGCUGCAGGUGUUCCCAUCAAGCUUGGUCCUUAUGUGGGCUUGGCUCUAUGGAAUUAUAACCAGGCAAAGCAAUGGGACCCUUUGGGACAUUCUGGAGACCAAUAUAACCCUGGAAAUUAGAAUGUAUGUACUUGAUGAAAUGAGGGAGAAGCACCCUUCAGUAAUCAUUACACAGCCUGCUUUUAUUUUGUUAUUUUUGGCUGACAUGAGCAUACCCUAAGUGCUUUCCAUUCCAAUUGCUUGUGCAGUAGGUGAUGCACCUCUCCCUGGGAAAGAGACAUUGAGAUGGAUAUCUGAGACUACUAUUCCCAUUGCAGGGAAAAUCUGUCAAAUAAUGACACUUAAAAAGAAAGCAUACCACAAUUGCCACAUAGAAGUGAGUGUUGUCUCCUUCAAAGUCUCACCUUAGGAAGUCUACACCUUUAUUCCUACAAAGCUUCGAGAACAGAAUUCACAUCCAAUUAUAGGCACCAAAAGAAAACCAGGCGCACUGUAAAGUCACCUUUCACUAUGGGGACUCACACUUUCUCCCCAGCCAUAGUUUAUGGUUGCUUUUGACUAUUUCUAGAAAUUAGAAUCACCUCCCAAAGAUUGGGGGAUAAAAGAGUUGUAUCACAAACAUUGAAGUCCAUUCCCGAAGAUGAAAGUGUUACAGUGGAGCGGGCAGAGGGAAUGGUCUGAGCAGCGACAACGUGGGGGGCCCAGAUCAACAGCCUUCCUUCGGGAUCACUUUGGUGAGAACAACACCUGCUCACAUGUGCAGGAUAGGACUGAAUAAAGAAACCAUUCACAUUCUCUUACACCUCACACGAGCCUAACAUAACGGACUAUAAAAUGUGUAAACAAUAACGGUGCCCCCAUUUUCACAACCUAUUUUAAGUUUUGUCUAAAAGCAUCACGACUGGAAACGGUUCCAUCAUUUGAGGGAGCCGAGCACCAACGCUGGUCCUGCAGUUGGAAGUGACCUAAGCCAUGUGUCUGUCCUGUAGCCACGCUGUCUCUGGAGCUGCGUGGAGGGAUCUCGCCAGAUGCUACACCCAGGGGAGCUGAGAUGGCACCCAUUUAAUGUGUGACCACACAUCUGAUUUAGUGAGGGGGAAAUGAUAGUGUUUCACUUUGGAAUGUGCUAUGGCACCUUUUUACCACUCUGGAGAUUCAGACAGUGUACAUGUUUGGUUCUGUCUUCACUGGAGUUGACUAAAUGCUUUGUGUCUGAACAUCUGCUGGAGCCAAGAGAGACCCUUGGGAAAGGUGCAUUUUUCUAAAGCUCUUUCAGAAGUUCCACAGAGUGCUGGGUCUGGAGAUGGGAGGUUCCAGGUUCAUAUGCAGUCUCCUUAGCUGUGUGACCCUGGGCAAGUCACUGAACCCUACCUGCCUAGUCCUUGCUGCUUUUCUGCUUUAGAAUUUAUAGUAAGACAGAAGGUAGGGGUUAUUAAGAGGAGGAGGAGGAAAAGCUGUUCCCCCCACACAUAUAUACACUUUUCUGGACACUAGAAAGACAAAGCCUUUCUUCCCAGACUCUCUCACACAAAGAAAAGAUUAUUCUCUGGCUAGGAGCUAUGCCAUCAGAGUAUCCCUAGGCCAGGAGCAGUCACAGCAAGGUAUCAGGGUGGGAGGAUAGAAUCUGCUUGCUCGUGUCCACCAGCUCUGCCUGAAUCAUGCUCUGGCUACUCCCUCCUCCCCCUUGGCAGCACCUAGUAUGACUCAGUAGGGGAAAACCUUGGGUUUAAGAGUGGAUAAACUAGCUUCAGGUUCUAGAUUAGUCAUUCUCUAGCUGAAUGACUGUGGGCAAGUCACUUUAUGCCUCAGUUUUUCCAUUAGUAAAAUAGGAGAAAUAUUCUGCCCUAUCAACUUUGCAAGAUGGCUCUGAGGCGUCAAUUAUUACUAAAUGCGAAACAUAAUUUGAAAAUUGCAUUGCAAGAGGUAGAAUAAGAAAGGGGGGAGAGGCAUGUCUUCUGUGACUGUAGAAUGGGACUCCUGACGCCCAUCCCCCUUCAAGAACUUCAGGAGGAAAGAGGCCAGUAGGUAUCUAUUUUUGCAUUCUGAGCAACAAAGAAUGCAGCUUCUCAGCACCUUCAGUUCCAGUCUGGAAAGCCUACAAGCACCAUCUGAGUAUGACAACAGCCUUACAGCCAAAUCGUGUAUAAGCUGGGACAUUUGAUUCCCUUGUUCUUCCCAUGAAGGAUGUCCCCGCUGUGUAACGUACAUUUCCAGCUCUAUACAGUACCUCCUUUUAUUUGGUAGGAGCAUCUUGAGACUGAUGAAAACUUGAAUGCCACUAGCUGAGUCACUGUGAAUAUAUUUUGCUAUGCACUGAUAAAAAAAAAUUCCUUGUAUCUGUAUAUCUGUGUAUGUUAGGGCUUGCAAAGGUAGCUGGAACCCUGGUUUUUAGCUUUAGAUCUUUGAGAGGCCUGAUAAGCAAUACAAGUGAGCCCCAAGCCACAUGAGGGCUACACACUCAGACAGACCUUCUCACUCCAGCUACAAGGGAAUCAAUCCCACAACAAGCAGACGACUCCCUCUCCCCCAAAGUGGAUUAAUUUAUUAAAGGCAGCAUUUGAAAGAAAUGUUACUAGGGAGUGUGGGUUUUUUUCCUUAAGUAAAUAAAGUGGGAUGCUGUGUGUCAUUUUAAUGGGAGAAAAAAACUACAUGGGGUGGCAUUUUAUCAUUUCAGUCAGUGAGAGAAUAAGGAGGAUGAUUUAUCCCUGGCACAAUCCGUUUAGCUAAAUCCACUCAGAGACAGGAAGAAGGAAAGAAAGCGUAGGACCUCACUCCUUCAUUUUAAGGACUGGCUAGUUAAAGUUUUAAUUUCUAUUUUUAAAUAUGUUUACAUGAUUCAUUUUCUUUUCCUCCCCUCCUAGAGCCAAGAAGCAGUUCCACUGGGUUGUACAAAUGUUAUUACUUGAUACCUAACUAGUAAAAGUUUUAGCAACUUUUGAAUAUAUCAUAGAUAAAACUGUUCAAAUUGGGUAAGAAUUAGAGUUCUUUUCAACACUAAUCCAUGAGUUAGGUAUGAGAGGCAGAAUCCCUUUCCCUUGUAAGUCCCAAAGCCUUGGAUACCCAUGGCUAGCUAAAAGGAACCUAGCAGAAGGUGGUCAUAACCUUGAUUAAAUUAGUGGUCAGAUCUAGCUACUGCCCAUCUUUUGAGGCCAAGGCUGCUGGGAGAUUACUCCUAGGAUGUGUAGGUGUGCCUGGAGUGAUCAGUGUUUGGCCAGCUGACUUUACUACCGUGGCACCUACUGGAGCAUCCUUUGAUUCUAGACGGCAAACAACUCUUUCCAGAGCCUGGUGCUGGUUUGGAAUCUUCCUCUUAAAAAGGACUGAUCCUGAUCAGCGCUUAUCUUAUAAUUGGCUACAGAGAGCAGAACACCAGACUAGAAAUCAGAACUGAGGUCUAUUCUGGCUUUCCUACUGACUUGAACAUGUUGCUUCGCCCCCAGAGCCUUGGCUUUUUUGUAAAAUCGAUAAUGGACCAAAAGAUCCAGUCUAGCUCUAACAUGUGAUUUUCUGAUCUGGUUUCAUUCCCUAGUUUCCAGGCUCAGCAGUUGUUGGGUACAAAUUCUUACAUAGCUCCCCCUCCCUGGAAGGCGAAAGAUAAAGUAGGGAUUCCUUGAGUUGGACUAGAUAAUCUUUGAGAUCCUUUCCAGCUCAGAGAUUCUAGGAGUCCAUGAACUCAAAUACACAGAAAUAGAUAAGAGCAGCUUUCAUUAGGCUAGUCCCAUCUCCUUUCUAAGCCUUCAUUUUUUCUUCUGCCAUACUGGUGUUUUGACUAGGUGAGCUCUCGGAUGUUCUGUGAUAAAGAGCUUUUCAGUUACAAAAACACUUUUCCUUCCACUUUCUUGCUUGAGAUUCAUGACAACUUCGCAACACAAGUAGUUUAAGUAUUAUCCCCAUUUUUAAAAGGAGGAAACCAACUGAGAGGUUAAUUAACUUGACCAGAAUUAUACUGCUCUCUAAUGGUUAAGGCAAGACUCAGCCCCAAGUCUUCUGAUCCCAAGUUUGGAGCUACUGCUCUUUCCACCACAUACUGCUACCUCUGAGCUAUCAGGGUUCAGUAUAACCAGGCUCUCUCCUGGCCUCAGGGCCCACAGAAAAAGGUACUGGCAGGAUGGCAGAAUGAUAAUUGGGCUUGCUUGGGUGAAAGGAGGAAAGUGAAUAAAAGGGCCUUUGGAGAAAUCCAGGUUGAGCCAACAGAAAAGAGGAUAGAUGGUAGAUUUAGAAGAAACUGGUAAGUUACAAAGCAUCUACUAAGUUCCCCCUUUGUUCACGGCUCAGUAGUAAUAAUUGGGGACACAGUGAAACAAAGCUGUUCGUAUCCUCAAGGCACUUAUGUUCUCUUUGACUUCUAUUCCCAAAAGCUGCAUAAGAGUAGAAAGGAGGUUCGCAACAACCCAAUCGAGUUAUUGGCACCUAUUUAUUUCGGAGCUUCCUGUGUUAUGAUUUGAUUUUUGGUCAGAUUUGAAUGGGAAAUGCCAUACUCUCAAACCUUUAAAAUGGGUGAUAGAAUAGGGGCUGGCCUUAAAUCCCAUUCUACAAACACAUAAAAUGCAUACCCAUAUACAAGGACUCUUGACAUUGUGGAAAUAGAAUGGUGUUUAUAACACACUCUUGUCACAAGGAUCAUAUGGUGUAAUGAGAGUUAGGGAGAGGAAGUAGUUGGAGAGAAAGGGACAAGGAAACAACAGAAUUGUUAGAUAAUAGAGAAGAAAUACAAUAGAGGGGGCCAAAGGAAAAAAUUUAAGAGGUAGAAUUACUUUCAGCUAAGAGGGUUUCUUUGAAGAAGUGGCAUCUGAGUACUCAAAAGAGUAGGGGCUAUGUAGCCUGGUGGAUUAAAAGUCAGGCCUAGAAACAGGAGGUCCUGGGUUCAAAUGUGAACCCAGACACUUCCUAUCUGUGUGACCCUGAGCAAGUUAAUUAACCCCCAUUGCCUAGCCUUUACUGCUUUUAUGUCUUGGAACCAAUACAUAGUAUUGACUCUGAGACAGAAGGUAAGGAUUUUUUUUUAAGGGAAGAUUUCAAUAGAUUUUAUCAGUAAUGGCAAAAUUCCUGGAAUGUCCACACACACACCUCUACCUCUUCUAAUUUCUAGUUUCCUUUGAGACUGAGCUCCUCUCACCUUCUACGUGAAGCUCUUCCCGAUUCCUGUAGCUGUUAGUGCCAUCCCUCCCCACCUACUUUUUAUUCAUUUGGAAUAUACUUGCAUAUUAGAAGACCACUGGGCUACAUAUGUACAUGUUUCCCCUGUUAACAUUUAAGAUCCUUGAGGACAAAGACUUUCUCAGUGCAUGGACAUAAUAGACACUUCAUAAACUUGAAUGAACAUAAAGGAUAAUGAAUCUGUGAAGGAGAAUAUCACAGGCAUCAAAUGUCAGAGUUGGUGGACAGUGGAAAACCACCAGACCUUUGGUAGAAGGUGGUGUGAUCAGAGAGAUGCAGUAGAGAACAUGCCAAUUUUAAAAUAGUAUAUUACAUGAUACCUGCUAAUGCUCCAUCAUACCACUACAUGAUGGGGUGAGGAUUUCCUGAGGGAUGAAAAUGCUAUGGGCUCCCAUAGCUUGAAAAGUGAUAAAAUGGCAGAGGAGGUGGAAGAUACGGCUGUGCUGAUCCAGGAAUAUGUUUGUAGGAAUGUUGUUGGGCUAGGAGGUGGCAAUGGUAGGAGGCUAUAUGAGGAGUGUGGCUAGACUGAAGAUGCCACUGGAGUUUCUGUGUAGCCUUGAGACUUGUUUUUAGCCUUCCUUCAGCUCCAGGGCUGGCCAGUUAUGGGGGUAUAUGCACGGGCACACUCAUGAGAGGCUCAGCUGUGUGGUCAUGUAGCAGAUUGCCCAGUGUUUCCUCCUUUGCUUUCUCUUUCCCAAUCUGGUGUCAGUUUCCCCUGGGUAUUUAUGGCACAGGGAGUUGGCAGGGCUGAGGGGAUUUCCCAGUGAGCAGUACAAUUGUGACAUCUUGUGUUCUGAUGCUCACUAGAAUUGAAAUUGACUUGGUGGAAAUAAGCAUGGUUCUGAUUCGCUGAGAUCACAAUGAUAAAGAAAAUUAGCUUUUGAAAAUUUAACAGGGCGGUUUUUGUUCCUCAAACAAAAGCGUAGAUAGAUAACUGAUUCCCUUCCCUCCUGAUUAUCCACACCAUUCUAAUGAUGAGCCAGCAUUCUUAAAACCCUACCUCUUCCCACUGCUCAGAGACCACCAGUCAGUCCAUGGCCAAAGCAAGUAAACCACUCUAUUGAUCUGAGCUGUGUCCAAUUCAUACAGUAGAUACGUCAUUGAAAGUCUUAGUCUUUCUGUAACUAAAUACUGUCUAUAUGAGGAGACCCAGGUCUUGGCUCUGCCAUUAACUCUUACUUUAGCAAGUCACGCAUACCCCUAUUUCAUGGGCUUUAUUUUUUUUUUUUUGGUCUGUACAAUUAUGAGGUAGUACUAGAUGGUUUCUUAGGUUCCCUUCAGCUUUGACAUUCAGUGACUGUGCUUUUAAAUUAUUUUCUCAUUUUCCUUGCUUGCCAUCAUCUUUUCUCUUCCUAAAAUUUGUCUUAUUUAAGGGAUGUUACCUAUUUUACCUGCUAAAGGUAAUAAAAAAAAUAAGGGAUAAGGAAAGCUGGAAGAGCAGGACCUAGAGGCCUUGGGGAAAGCCCAAGAUCCUAAUUCUAGUUGGUGAACCUCACCUGUACUCGCUCUAUUUGAAACCCAGGGAGAAAGGGCUGGUGGGGAAGAAGGAAGUGAUAGAAUAUGGUAGGGAAAUCUCCAUUCUAACUGUUGCAUGCAAACUGAGUUCUAAAGCUUCCUUAUUUAUAAGGCUUUCUAGUCUUCACAAGAAGGGAGAGCUGGGGCCCCUUAUGAUGAAGAGUCAUUUAUCACAUUUUCCUUAUUGCAAACCCAAGAUAUUAUUCAAGAUCCCUCUCUAGGCUACUGUAUUACUCGAGGUAGAAAGCUAUUUGACUGGAGUAACCAGCCAGUUCUGGGGCUUGUAAAUUUCUAAAUAACAAUGACUGUACUUCCCAAGUUUAAGGUGUCCGCUGGACUGAAUCUGAUUAGGUACAGAUGGUGAUGAUGCUCAGACUCUCAGGAAAGCAGCAACACAAGACCAGUUUGGCAGAGGCAUGUGUUCUAAGUCCAUUAUGCAAUUUUUAUAUAUGCAACUUGAAGCAAGGAAUAACACUGGAAACUCCCAUGUGCUUCUCCUGUUUCUGAAAAAAUUUGUGUUUUUCAUAUCUGGGAGAAAUCUUGGUUUUGAGUCUCGGUUUCUGAACCUACUAAAAAAAAGCAACUUGAUGUGUCCUAUCUGAGGGCAAUACUACAGUUGAGUUCUUAGAAAAGUUGAGAUUUUGCUUUUGAGAUACAACUAAGGAUAUGUUUUACCUGAGCACCAGAAUAUCUAAUUUCCAAAUGGCUUAUGCAGCAAUAACUUGGUCAACUUCCUUUAGAUCAGUUACAAAUGAUGGCUUGUUUUUUGUUGCUUUUUAUUAAAACCACUGCUAUGAAA
This is a messenger RNA of Monodelphis domestica (gray short-tailed opossum), 9971 nucleotides long. It is a transcript of the gene RIMKLA, whose product is annotated as ribosomal modification protein rimK like family member A. Gene Ontology annotation, cellular component: cytoplasm. The record is from RefSeq and is a predicted model, not a curated record. Gene Ontology annotation, biological process: protein modification process. Gene Ontology annotation, molecular function: metal ion binding; N-acetyl-L-aspartate-L-glutamate ligase activity; ATP binding. Lineage: Eukaryota; Metazoa; Chordata; Mammalia; Didelphimorphia; Didelphidae.